This is a messenger RNA of Andrographis paniculata, 2034 nucleotides long. RefSeq lists its product as uncharacterized. Bases 659 to 1522 code for a protein of 287 amino acids. The transcript has 3 exons. Lineage: Eukaryota; Viridiplantae; Streptophyta; Magnoliopsida; Lamiales; Acanthaceae. The record is from RefSeq and is a predicted model, not a curated record.
GGAGGUGAUUAUCUGCUGAUUGUUUUCUCCUCCGCAAAAGCGACGACUCUGACGCAUCUCCUAGGGUUACGCUCAACGAUGGAGAUCCUUCCGCGCCUCCUGGAUUUAUACAUUCGUUGAGAAAGGUUCAUUUCGGAUUCGAUCGAUUUUCGCUUGCAGGAUAACUGAAUUUGAUUCACAGAAGUUUGACUCCUUGAAGAAUUAUUGGGGAAAAACCAAAAAAUUGGAGACUUUGUGAGUCGGAGAGCAUCGAAGGAUGUAUUCGGUGCCUUCCAGCAACGUGAUUCUGGUCACGCGCCUCCACGUAUCCUCCUUCUAUGGCGGCUCGUCAUCGCACCGUCGGAAAAAUCUUCAGAAAAGCGAUCGGCGUGGUAAUCUUAGCAGUUGACGUUUAGCUAGGAGAAGUAUUGGCUUGUUGUUAGAUUCGAUUUGUUGUUUUUCAUCGAUUUCUUCUUCUUCCGCUUGCUUUCUGUUUUGUCUGAGUUUGGACGAAGUGCUGCAAGUUCGCCUUUGGCCGUGGAGCUGAGAUUUUUGGAAGCUGAGGUAUCGCUGUUGGCAGAUCUGGUGUUUCUGUUGGAUAGGUAUUUGUUUAGAGUACUGAUAAGGAGCAUCUGUGUGCAAGGCGUUUGGCUCUUUCCUUCAGUUGCUCCUAUUGUAUAUGGAAGUUGCUGUACCUUGUGAUAAGUCAGCUGCUCGUCAACUAUCUAUAAGCAGCAGUGUUGGAACAUCAGUAGAGCUACGCAAUCCGAUUAAGUGCAGCUCCUCUGAUCUUUCUAUGAAUGAUCUAAAUUCGUGUUUUAUCAAAUGUCUGAGCAUCGAAGACCCUAAGAAUGCCUCAGGAAAGAAUGGAGUGAAGGAACAUGAAUGUGCAAACAUCGAUGAAAUUAGUUCCAGGAAUUCAUCUUCUGAAAAAUGCCUUUGCAAGUGUGUGACAUUUCCACUUCAUCAUGGCCCUAAAUCGUCUGAAAGUGUAUUCUUAGGUGAGGAAGAGAAGCGCGACGAACACAUAAGUGCUGAAGUUAAUGGCUUCACUAAGCCUUCUGAUCAGCACUUUCCGCGCUCCAAAUCCUUACCUGUUCCAUCGAAGCUUGCAUCUGCCUUGAAAGGCACCCGCGAAAAGCAGGGCUUAUCAUCGCCUAAGAAACUAUCGGUAUCAUGGGCCCCCAACGUGUACGAUCCAAUUCCUACGUCAGUGUCGCAUGUACCGUCGUCAUCAUCGUACACGAAUCAGCGCCACGGGAAAAAGUAUGGUAAGUAUAAGAAGGGUGGCGGAGGAGGAAAAUCCUCGCGGGGCAGCAAAGGUAAAGACAAGAAAUAUGGUCGGAAAAAUGGAGGGGAAUCGAGCAAAAUCAAGGCGUUACAUGGAGUCGGCUUUGGCCCGGCUCAGAUAGGUAGUAUUGUAGAAUACGAGGUCGGGAGCCCGAGAUUCAGCCCGAACCCGAACCCGAACUCGACAUGUGAAAGGAGUUUUCUGGAGAAUUCUGUGGGGAAGUUGCACUUUCCAGCUGCAGAGGCUACCUGACUGAAGGGCCUUAUUUUACUCUAAGUAAAUAAAUAAGAUAGAAUUUGUAGAGGAGAGGUUAGAGAUGCUAUAAGACUAUGAGUGAUAUGGCUUGCAAUGGAGGGACUUGGGAUGGUCUUCUUGUGAGUUUGGUUUUUUUUUUUUUUAAUAAUAAAAAUAAUAAUUUGGAACUAGGUCAUUAUGGUAAGUCAUACUAAGGAAGCCUGUUUGGCAGGAAUUGAUCCACCUGCGUAAAGUCGACUACCCAGUUUGGUUGUAUUUGUGUUAUCGUACGCCGUACCAAAAUGAGAAUUCUUUAAGCAUUUGUGUUAUGGUACGCUGUACCAUAGUGAGGGUCUUUUGGUCAGAAAUUUGUAAGUAUGUGUGUUAUGGUAAGCUGUAACAAAGUGAGAGGUUUUUCAGGGGUCGGAUUUGUAGCCAUGAAGUUAUGAAUUCAAACCCCCAACGCCUCAAGGCGUCUGUCACAUAUAGUUCGUCUAACGUAAUUUAUCUGUCGAAUCUAAUUUGCAAUA